Messenger RNA from Rotaria socialis, 1650 nucleotides. Lineage: Eukaryota; Metazoa; Rotifera; Eurotatoria; Philodinida; Philodinidae. The record is from the annotation of a GenBank genome assembly.
AUGUCGUCUGUAAUCUUUCAACCAUUAUUACAUGAUCCACUUGGAUGGAAAUCAUCAAAUACAACAUAUGCCGAUACGUUUAAAUGGAGAAAACAUCGAUCGACUAGUAAAGAUAAAAAGACUUCAUCCUAUGGACAACAGUAUCAAAGACAACUACGAAAGAAGCAGCAACAACAACAACAGCAAAUAAAUACUUCUUUGCCAUCGACAACAACAGCAGGAGAGCAAACAUUUCAACGAGUUAUUUCAGCGAAAAAAAUUGAGGAAAAUCGAGAUGCAGCACCUCGGUUGAAUAGAUGCUUAUCAUCAAAAUCAGCACCUGCUUUUAUUGAAGAAACUCAAGUUUCUAAUGCUGAACUUAAACAACGAACUGCUUCAACAAACAGAGAAGCCACCUGUGGCUCAAGAGCCUCGCAGCGUCCCCCAACAGCUCCGCCAGCUGUCGAAGAAACAGUUCGUCCAGCAACAUCACUCGAAAUUCGGCGAGCUUCAAAGGAAGAAAAAGAAAAGGUUACAAUCGAUGCCAAUAAUGAUAAUAGCCGUCACUGGCUGACCUAUCCAAAUCCUAAAACACCUCAAUAUCUAGUUGAUGUCAAACAACGUUUGGGACAAUUAAAAAUUCCUUCAACACUUGCUCGACCAACAUCCGAAUCAAAUUUAUCUGCUGAGCAGCAGCAGCAACAACAACAGCCAAGUCAGCAACUUCAACGUUCAGAAUCUUCUGUUACACAACGUUCACAUCAACAAAAUGCUGCCGAACAACGACACUUAUUCGAUUUCAAUCUUCCUCAAACACCAGCUGAUUUACGUGCUGCACGUAAUCGUAUCGAUAAACAUCGGUAUAAUCCUUCAUUGGAUAAUUUUCCAAUACGUCCGCAAACAUGUCCAAUUCAAAGUCAUGAUACUCCGAAACCAAUAACACCAUUGGUUGUCGUUGAAACUAAAGACGAACAAUUACCGCCGAUUGAAACCGAACCAGUCAAAGACGAUGCAUGGACUAAUAAUAAUAAUAAUAAUGAUAAUAAUAAUAAUAAUAAUGAAGAACCGAAAACAGACGAACAUGAAAUGUCAACAAUCAUGCUACAACCAGUUGAUGUCGAUAGUUAUCCCAAUGACUACGUCGAAGCAGUUGAAGCUGCAAAUAGAGCACAGGAACAGUAUUUUAGAAAUUUCAAUACAAAUGAUGAAAAGAAACCUGAAAAUUGUGUUUAUCGUCUUCCAGCGAUGCCAACGGACUAUAAAAAUGAUUCAUUUAUUGCUUAUCGUAAUCAACAACGAUCAACAACACCAAAUGCUAAUUUAAUACGAGGUAAUGAUUUUGGUUCUUGGGUCCGAAAUGCUACGAAUCGAGAACGUGAAUCAGCAAUGAAAAUUUUACAGGACGUUUUAAAUCAACCUGUUAUGGGUUAUGACAUUCCAACAAAACCAAAAGCAGUCUUCAAACAACCACCCGUACCACCACCUGUUCGUACAAGUUCAGGAACACGAAAACUAGGUCGUACUCGUACACAUCAACGUCUUCCAUGUGAAAUAUGUGAAAAACAACUUAUUAAACAUCAGGUCUGGAAUUUAAGUCGGUCAGAAACAUUGAGUUGUCCGCAUGAAGCUCAGACAAUCAAGCAACCAACAAUUCAAGUUCGAGCAUCAUAA